Messenger RNA from Coccinella septempunctata (seven-spotted ladybird), 1623 nucleotides. RefSeq lists its product as uncharacterized. The record is from RefSeq and is a predicted model, not a curated record. The coding region runs from base 127 to 663 and encodes 178 amino acids. NCBI's taxonomy places the organism in Eukaryota, Metazoa, Arthropoda, Insecta, Coleoptera, Coccinellidae. The transcript has 2 exons.
UUGAGAAAAUUUGAUAAUUUGCUGAGAUCACAGAGACCCAAAGAUUUUUCCAAUGUAAAUGAAAGAUGGAUUAAUAAUUUUUCUUCAAUUAAGGACAUCCCUGAUAAUGUUCUUUACUUACUUAGUAUGGGUGAUCGUUUUAAUUUGCCUUACACGCGAUCACUUCCUAUCGAUGAAAUAAUUGCUGAUUGUGAAACUAUCAUUAAAAAACAUAAUGUAGAUGAUAGAGAUGUACUGCGGAGCAGGGUUGUUAAUGUUAUUACAAACUUUGUCGGUUCAUACCAUGGGGGGAAACAACAUGACUCUUGGAUCUCUCGAUCGAUUAAGGAAACCAGGAUGUUUUUGUCUAGUUAUAGAGAGCGAAUUAUAAUUGUCAGAGCUGAUAAGGGAAACAUUACAGUUAUCAUGGAUAGGGACGAAUACUUCAGCAAAGCACUCAACUUGCUUGGUGAUUCAAGUACAUAUAAAGUUUUAGAUUCUGAACCCACUGUUAAAAUACAGAACAAGAAUAAUAGAUUAGUAAAAGUGUUGCUUGCUAAGAAUAUAAUAACCGAAGAAGAAGCUAGGCUGUUAACUACUAAUAAUGGAGUUACCCCUAAAAUGUUCACCGAUUUUCGCCCUGAGCAAAUUUAUUUCUAUGACACUGGAGCCAAUUUUUAUUAAAGAUGAAUCAUAUGUAAGGAACUCCUUUGAACUUUUUGACUCUAUCAAUAAAUUUCAGUUACCACCAGGCUAUAAGUUGGUGUCCCUUGAUGUGAUAUCCCUUUUCACCAAUACCCCUACAGAUUUAGCCUUGAAUAUAAUUGAAGAUGGAUGGCAUCUCGUUGAAAACAAGUCCUUUGAUUUUGCAACCUUUAAAAUAAUUUACGAAUUCAUCAUCGAUAGCAGUUAUUUUUCUCUUAAUGACACCCUUUAUUUGCAGAUCUUUGGUUUUGGUAUGGGGGGCUGCAUUUCUUCCAAAUGUGCUGAAAUAGUUAUGUCCCAGUUACAAAAGGUUUCCAUUGCUAAAUUACCUUUUCUUGUGCCACUUUUUCGUAGGUAUGUAGAUGACCUAUUGAUAUCGAUACCGGUCGGUAGUGACGAUGAGGUUCUGCGUGUCUUUAACAGUUUCCACCCCCGUUUGCAAUUUUCUCUAGAGAACGAACACAAUGGCAGCAUAAGCUUUUUGGACCUUAAGAUUCAACGAGAUGAAUUGAACGUUCUAACUGUUGAUUGGUUCCAUAAGCCACCUUCUCUGAACGUUAUAUAAAUUUUUUCUCUCAUCAUCCGCUCGUGCAUAAGAUCAGCAUUAUCCGAAAUUUGAAACAUAGAGCGUUACACCUCUCUGAUGAGGUAUACUGGGGGAAAAACUUAGAAUACAUAAGAUCGAUACUUCUUAAAAAUAAUUAUCCUAUUUCUAUUAUAAACCGUAUUCUCGGUGAGGGUUUUCCGAUUAAUGUCCCGGUUGCUUCCCAGGGGGUUGAUGGUGUUGGGGAUGUCUUAACAACAAAAAAAUUCUACGGACUAGUUUACGUUAGGUCCCUAUCGGAAAGGUUGGCGCAUAUAUUGAAAUCUGAUGUUUUGCAUGUAGCUUUCAGAAAUAAGAACACUGUUGGCGUUAAUUUUUUCACCCGUAUCAAGGAC